AUGGUGCACGGUGCCAUACCGAGCGCGUACAAAUACAACUUUUGGGCGGAGAGGCCCGGGGAUGCACAGGAGGCCUCGGUGGUGGAGCUCACGUGCCUCAUGCCAAACGGUGUUGUCAUACCGUUUGAGAUCAAUCGCAAUAUUACCUUAGAUCAGAUCAAGGAGGAUCUAUGGGAUGAGGCUAGUAAGUACCCUCUUCAUGGAACAUUAAAAGAUGCACCGUCGUAUGUAUUCUCGUGUAUCAACUCAAAUGCUGAGGUAGAAGAAUUGCGGGAUGAAACAAGACGUCUCUGUGAUAUAAGGCCGUUUUGUUCGGUGUUAAAAGUUAUAGAACGCGAAGGUAUAAAAAGCGAUAGGAAUUUAGAUUCACAAAUCGGCCUCUUAAUCGGUAAAGGCUUGCAUGAGUUUGCUGCCAUGAAAAAUUCCGAGGUCAAUGACUUUAGAUGGAAAAUGCGUCUCUUGGGAGAUGAUGUGGCUUUAGGUAGACAGAAGAAAAGCUGGAUAGAAAAAGUGCAUUAUCAGUUCCCAUCGAGAAUAGCACCAGCACCAAUCGUACCUAAAAAUAUAGAAACUCGAUUGAAAGAUGGAAAUAUUGUUUUGGUUACUAAAUUCGAAAACUCAGAGACAGCGUUUACCUUUCAAAUAGCACAUACCACUACGCCACCUGAAUUACUCGAGAUAAUCUUGAACAAGAGAGCAAAUACUCUUAAUACUCGGGAUGAACACCCAAACGAAUUUACGCUUAAGAUUUGCGGACAGGAGGAGUACUUGAUCGGUGACAAGACUCCGCUCAUACACUUUAGUUAUAUUCAAGAUUGCCUAGCGAAAGACAUCACACCGACGCUGGUUACGCUCAAGAAAACUAGCGUACCUGUGGACAAGGAUAACGCUAACGACAAUCCAGAAGUGGACACGUUGCAGCGUACGAAACCAUCAUCUUCUACGUUAACGCUGCGCAAAAAGGGCAAGCAUAUUUCAGUAUGGAAACUCGAGGAGCCUUUUGUUUUCACUGUGAAUGGAAUUUCCCGACUUAAUUGCGAUGCCGCUCAUCGUACUGUAGAAAUUGGACUACAAGCUGGCCUUUUUCACGGUGGAAAAUCCCUCUGCGAAAGUCAAAAAACCAAAGAAAUUAUUGUAAAUCCCGAUGGGAGUUGCGAAUGGGAAGAGAAUCUUAAGUUCGACAUCAAAGUCAGAGAUAUACCACGAAUGGCACGGCUGUGUUUUGUAUUGUAUGAAAUCAGCAAGACUGCAAAAGGCUUAAAGAGCAGAAAACUGGUCCGGGAUUCGAAGCAGGAGUUCUUUAUAAAUCCUUUAUGUUGGGCGAAUACAACGAUAUAUGAUUUUAAAUCUCAAUUGAAAACUGGUGCUAUGACGUUGUAUACAUGGACUUAUGCGGAAGAUAUACAAAACGACGAUUUACUUCAUCCUCUCGGGACAGUGGUUUCGAAUCCUCAUAUAGACAGGGCGGCCGCUCUCAUGUUAACGUUUCCAAAUUACGGAAAGGAUCAAUGCAUUCUUUAUCCUACACCGGAGAAAAUGGUUGAAUAUGCCCAAACGUUGCGGGAACAAUCAAACGAACGUUCGGUUAAAGACGAAUUGAAUCAGGAGUCCGAUGUUAGUCAACAAUUGGAGCAAUUGAGAUUACUAACUGACCGGGAUCCGUUGCACGAAUUACACGAGCAAGAAAAGAAGACAAUGUGGAUGUUGAGGCAUCAUUGCCUUCGCGAAAUUCCGACACUUUUAGCUAAGUUGUUACAAUGCGUAGAAUGGAAUGACCAUAGAGAAGUCGCGGAGGCUACGGCACUUAUACAACAAUGGCCGAAAUUGCCGGCGGAGAAAGCUUUGGAAUUAUUAGAUUAUGCUUAUGCCGAUCAAAACGUUCGAAAUUUUGCGGUUCGUUGUUUAAAGGACAUCACCGACGAUGAUCUCAGUCUUUACUUACUGCAGCUCGCUCAGGCCUUAAAACACGAAAAUUAUCUAGCGUGUCCUUUGACGGAGUUUCUUUUGAAACGAGCACUUAACAAUCAAAGGAUAGGACAUUAUUUAUUUUGGCAUCUUAGGUCAGAAAUGCAAGUCGGUUCAGUGUCAGUUCGUUUUGGUCUCAUAUUGGAAGCGUACUGUAGAGGAAGCCAACAACACAUGAAAUCGCUAUUUAAUCAGAUGAUGUGUUUGGAUAAAUUGAGGAGCGUCUCGGAGCAAGUGAAGCAGAAAAAGGAUCGUAAAACGGCUCUCCAAGGCUUUCAGGACUUUAUUCAAGAACCGCACUGCCAAGAAGCGAUAUCCAACGUCUUUAAUCCUCUCGACCCGAGUUUCAGGUGGAAUCGCAUCAAAAUUGAAAAGUGUCGGGUGAUGGACAGUAAGAUGCGACCACUUUGGCUAGUUUUCGAGAACAGCGAUCCUUUCGGCGACGAUAUCUACUUAAUCCUCAAACACGGAGAUGACUUAAGGCAAGAUAUGCUAACACUUCAAAUGCUACGCAUUAUGGAUAAGCUAUGGAAGAAGGAAGGCUUGGACUUGCGUAUGAAUCCAUAUGGCUGUAUAUCUACGGAGAAUAGAGUCGGGAUGAUAGAGGUAGUAUUGAAUGCAGAAACGAUAGCGAACAUCCAGAAGGAGAAAGGCACGUUCUCUGCGACAGCGGCCUUCAGGAGAGGUUCUUUGUUGGCUUGGCUAAAAGACCACAAUCAUACGGAAAUGGCAUUGAACAAAGCGAUCGAGGAAUUUACUUUGAGCUGCGCGGGUUACUGCGUCGCGACCUACGUUCUCGGAAUAGCCGACAGACAUUCUGACAAUAUAAUGGUCAAAAAGACUGGACAAUUGUUUCACGUCGAUUUCGGUCAUAUAUUGGGCCACUUUAAGGAGAAGUUUGGAUUUAGACGUGAACGCGUACCCUUCGUUUUGACCAACGAUUUCGUACACGUUAUAAAUAAGGGCCAAACAAAAAAGGGUCACGCCGCCGAGUUUCAAAGAUUUCAGAGCUAUUGCGAGCAAGCCUUUUUGAUUUUGCGUCAACAUGGAGGACUUAUAUUGUCUCUAUUUGCUAUGAUGAUAUCUACCGGACUGCCUGAACUCUCAUCGGAGAAAGAUCUGAAUUAUCUUAGAGAUACUUUGGUCCUAGAAAUGUCCGAAAAUGAAGCGCAAAAGCAUUUUAGAAGCAAAUUCGCCGAGGCUCUCUGCAAUUCGUGGAAAACGUCGUUAAAUUGGGCGUCGCAUAAUAUGUCCAAGAAUAAUAAAACUACGUGAACGGCGACGACAAUCGCAUUUUACGCGAUGAGUCUUGAAAGCACUUGAGAAUGCAGUCACGAUUGAACAGUGCGCGUUAUCAAUGAACGCUCUGACACAUUUGUGCACGUCGCGAUUGGUUGCCUGCUUGGACUAGACAUUUGUGGACUAGAAUAAAGACUGUCAUUUCUGUAAAUCCGACACGUUAGGAUUAGAAAAUUGGCGAUCGCGACCAGUAUACAAUUGAGACUAAAAUCGAUCGUUGCUGCUGCUACGUCAACGGAGAGCUGGUUCGGUAGAAUUGUCUCUUCAGACUCGAAAAUACGUUAGGCUCAUACAUUUUUUUGGAGCCUUAUUCUACGCAGCACGAGCAGUCGGUGCCGUAUAUAUACGCCUACGUUCGGUGUAGUAAAAUAUGUUCUUCAACGACGGACGUACGGUACAUAUCACUAAACAGGAUUCUUUUUAAGUUUCGCUCAGUUAAAGUCUAGUUUAAGUUUGAAAUUCCGUCGAGCGAUCUUAAAUUCGAAAUCGUGUAAAAUUAGAAACUGGUUUAUUUCGUUAAAAAAUUGGGUAUUGUUCUCAAAAUAUUUAUAGCGAUACGCCAAGAGGUUUGUGUGAUGGUUGGUACACACGAAUCCUUUACGCGUAAUACGAAAUAAACCGUAAAAGUCGUACAAUUAUCUUCGCCAACGUAAAGAUAUGCCGAUUUUCAUUAUACAAAAAACAUAAAAUAAAAACUUUCAAUUUGUCAAA
Formica exsecta is the source of this 3975-nucleotide messenger RNA. It is a transcript of the gene Pi3K92E, whose product is annotated as phosphatidylinositol 4,5-bisphosphate 3-kinase catalytic subunit delta isoform. Gene Ontology annotation, biological process: phosphatidylinositol-mediated signaling; phosphatidylinositol-3-phosphate biosynthetic process; cell migration. Lineage: Eukaryota; Metazoa; Arthropoda; Insecta; Hymenoptera; Formicidae. Bases 1 to 3240 code for a protein of 1079 amino acids. Gene Ontology annotation, cellular component: phosphatidylinositol 3-kinase complex; plasma membrane; cytoplasm. The transcript is spliced from 10 exons. Gene Ontology annotation, molecular function: 1-phosphatidylinositol-3-kinase activity; 1-phosphatidylinositol-4-phosphate 3-kinase activity. The record is from RefSeq and is a predicted model, not a curated record.